This is a messenger RNA of Drosophila takahashii, 2295 nucleotides long. RefSeq names its product choline transporter-like protein 1 (gene Ctl1). Gene Ontology annotation, molecular function: transmembrane transporter activity. Gene Ontology annotation, biological process: transmembrane transport. NCBI's taxonomy places the organism in Eukaryota, Metazoa, Arthropoda, Insecta, Diptera, Drosophilidae. The record is from RefSeq and is a predicted model, not a curated record.
CGAGGAUUUUUUUGUUGUUGUUUCGAAGGCAUUGUUGUUGCCUCGUCGGUUGUGAAUCAAAAUAUUAACAAACAAGUGGCUCAACAUACCAAAAAACUAGAUAUAAGUGAUAAAAGAUAAGAGGAACUAAGCCCGAAUAAUACCCAUUAAGUAAACCGCGUGCAAAAUGGGCUGUGCGGAGAGCAAGGAUGGCGAGGGGGAGGCGCAAGACAAUAGGCCUAAAUACCGGUCCUGCACGGACACCUGCUGGCUGGCCAUUUACAUUAUAUUCUGGCUAUUUUUGAUCGUGAUAGCCAUCUUUUCGUUUGUCUAUGGCAAUCCCUUGCGCAUCAUCAAUGGCUACGAUUCCUUUGGCAACACCUGUGGCGUCAAGCACAAUGAAAAGUUCCAGGGAUUCCCGCUGUCCGGCAUGAACACCCUCGAUAAGCCAGAGCUCUUCUACUUCGAUGUGAAGGAGCUGAAAAAGUCCUUGAAAAUAUGUGUCAAGUCCUGUCCCGCCAAAACCAUGACAAAGGGCAGUGAGCUACUCGAAUACUACACCCAAACGGGCAGUCAGCUCUGCACAUAUGACUACAACAUGCAGCAAUUGAGUACGGCGGGAAAUGAUCAAAAGACCUUCAACUUCCUGGGUCCCUGUCCCACUUUUCCCGUUCACGAGAGCGCUCCUGUUCUGCAUCGCUGUGUGCCCAAGGGCACGGGUGAGAAGGUUCAGAACUACUACGAUAUGCUCAACAACUGGGAUGUGGCCCAGCAGUUCGUGGGCGACAUCUACUCCACCUGGCACAUCAUUGCCAUGGUCUGUGGACUGGCCUUGCUCAUAUCCAUUGCUCUGGUGACCAUGAUGCACUGGCUGUCUCGCAUCGUCUCCUGGAUCAUCUGCGUCCUGGUCAUAGUGGCCAGCGUGGCUCUAACUGUGGCUUUGUGGUAUGCCUACUAUAAUAUACGCUACAAAUCGGGAGUAAACACACAAUACACCCUGCUGGAGGAGUUUGUGCGCAAUCAGCAGGCGGUUUUAACCCUCGCUGUCUUGGCCACCAUAACUAUGAUAAUCCUCAUAGUGGUUAUAUACUUUUUGAAGAACAAACUGGCCGGCUUGUCGGCGCUUUUCGAGGAAGCAGGCCAGUGCAUGAUGAAUCUCCCUGGACUUUUGAUUGCCCCAUUGCUGGCCUUCCUUGUGCUCAUCGCCUUCUUGAGCUUCUGGGUGGGAGUGGUAAUCUGCCUGGCCACUGCCAGCUCUCCUGACCAGAGUCCCAUUGCUCCGUUCGACAACUCAAAGGCCCACAUGCAGCCCCUGCCGGCAAAUGCGCUAUUGGCUUCCAGCAACAACACAAAUCUGAGAACCAAUUUGCGUGUAGAAUAUGCCGAUGCUGGUGCCCUUCGCAGUAUGUUCUGGAUCUACGUGGUGGGUCUCAUAUGGACAGUGGAGUUUAUCUUUGCCUGCCAGCAGUUUGCAUUGGCCGCCGCUGUGGCCUUUUGGUACUUCCAAAAGCCCACAACAACACCCACGAUUUACGCCAUUGGCAAGUUGGUUAAGUAUCAUUUGGGUACAGUGGCCAAGGGAUCCUUUGUCAUUACCAUCUUUAAGAUUCCCCGCUUGAUACUCACGUAUUUGUAUGCCAAAUUGAAAAAGGGCGAGGACAAGGGUUCUGAGUGCGCCGCCUGCUGCUUGAAGUGCUGCAUUUGUGGCUUCUGGCUGCUGGAGAAGUUCAUUCGCUUCUUGAAUCACAAUGCCUACACUGUGGUGGCCAUUGAGUCCAUUAACUUUUGUCCCGCCGCUGGCAUUGCCUGGAAUGCCAUGGCCACGAAUGUUUUGCAAGUGGCCACCAUCAACAGCGUGGGCGACUUUAUCCUUUUCCUGGGAAAGGUUGUGGUGGCCGCUCUAUCCGGCCUAAUUGGUAUCGUUUUGCUCAAGGACAUGCCCGGUCUAAACUUUUACAUGGCCCCAGUUAUAAUCAUCAUUAUAUUCUCAUUCUUCAUUGCUCACAUCAUUCUAUCGCUGUUUGAGAUGGUGGUGGACACCCUGUUCCUUUGCGUCUGCGAGGAUAAGACCCUAAAUGGCCGUUCGGGUCGUUGGGCGCAGAGCAACCUGGCCAAGCUGGUGGGCGAGGAACCGCUGCAGCCUGGCGAGGAGCCGCCCAUCGAGGUCGUUCAGAUGAUGCCCAUCAACAAGCAGCCAUUCAGUAUUACCCGACUACCCCAAUCCGAUCCCGAGGUGGCUCCCAUGUCGGACGAGUAGAGUAGCUCUUAGAUGCUUUCGCUUUUGUAUUCCAGCAUCCCAGAAAAUCGCCCCCGAAA